CUCCCCCAAGGAAGACAGCGCAGCUUGCCUGGCACCCGUAACCGGUUGACCAGGGGGGCCGCCCGCCCGCCUCGUUCGUCGUUCCUCUCCCCGUCGGGGACGAGUCUUGGCAAGAGCUGGAAACGUCCCCCCAGACCUUGUCCAGGCCGGCCGGCCCCCCGGAAGUGGCUGAUCUGGCACCGCCGCCACGCCGGGACUGGUUCAACAGUCCUCAAAGCCCCCCCCCCCUCUCCCCGCCCGGCCGCAGGCAGCAUAAAGAGCAGGGCCGUAAAAGCAGCAGUAUAUCGGGAUCAUGCCCCCGCCCGUGUCUUCUUCGCCAGGCUGCUGCCCCCCUGGAUGGAAGCUCUUCCGAUGGAGGUGUUUGUGGGUGUCCGACGUGGAGGGAAAUCGGCAACAGAGCCAGGAACGCUGCAAACAUCAAAGGGCUCGGCUGCUGGUGUUCAAGGGCUGGGACGCGGCCGCCGUCUGGGAGGCCAUAGGAGGAAGGGGUUACCCGCAAGACAGACAACUCUGGAUUGGACUCACUGGACAGAAGCCAUGGAAGUCUUCAUGGACUUGGUCUUGGGCUGAUGGCUCCCCUUAUGAAAGCGAGAACAAACCUCAGGUAGCCUCGACAUAUAGCGGAUCUUCAGCAUGUGCUACACUGAGCCAAGGACGACUCUCAGGAGGGCCUUGUUUUGGAAGGUUGUGUCGAUACAUCUGCGAGAAGGCCGCCAGUCCAGCUCGGUUGGUCUAAGAUUUGGAGGCUGCCUCUCUGGCCCGAAGCCCCAGAGGGGCCCAUGCCCAAAUUGAGGGAAGCCCUGCAGCAGCUACAUCAGAC
Messenger RNA from Sphaerodactylus townsendi, 820 nucleotides. Its product is annotated as oxidized low-density lipoprotein receptor 1-like. Lineage: Eukaryota; Metazoa; Chordata; Lepidosauria; Squamata; Sphaerodactylidae. The transcript has 4 exons. Gene Ontology annotation, cellular component: plasma membrane. The coding region runs from base 293 to 736 and encodes 147 amino acids. Gene Ontology annotation, molecular function: transmembrane signaling receptor activity. The record is from RefSeq and is a predicted model, not a curated record.